GUUCUAUGAAUAUCAUAGUAUUUAUAAGAUUUUAUUUGAUUUUUCUUUUUUAUCAAUUCAAAUUUUAAUUUGGAUGAAACUUCUCGAAAUCUCAGACGAUUUCUACUUUCGAGCCUCGUCGAAACGUCGAAAUUUCACGAAAUCCGGUCGGUUUUCGUCGGAACCCUGGUAGUGAGUACAUGCCCAACCAAAUGCUACUAUUGCAGCCCCUUUGUAGUGAGUGCAGUUUAAACUACGUCAAGUGAAAAAUACUACACUCUCCUUAACUAUGAGAGGACCAUAGAGAUAUUCUUCAUUAAUGGAAGGUAGCAAAAUAAGAGAGGAAAUAAAUACUUAUCAGUAGUUUUUCACAGCUUCCUGGAAAGUUACUCGGGAGGUGAUCGAUGAUUUAUAGAGUUUUUUGCUCUUUGUUUUCCAUGACAAAAAUCAAAACUUCACAACUGUCAUGUAUAGCAGUGAUGAUUAGGUCAGCCAUGAGCAUUUGCAAGGCUAGCUAGGAACUGGAGGCGUUUGGAAAUGCUGCAAGGCCUCAACACACUCUCACAUAGAACAAAGCUCCUAACACUGUUGCAGAUCUUUGGACAAUUGACAAGUGCUGGGAUGCCCAAAAGCUCAAUUCAAUCUUUGAGCAGCAAGCGGUUAAUAUGAUAUUGCAGGUACCAAUCAUCCAAGACAACUCUGAAGAUAAACUUCGAUGGAAAUUCACUCCCAAUGGAGAGUGCAAUUCCAAAAGUGCAUACAAGGAGAUCUGGAAAAGAGAAGCCUCACAUGGAUCUCAAGUAAGUGAACAUGCCAGAACAAUCUUGAAACAGGUUUGGAAAGACAAGUGUAUGCCUCCAAAGAUUAAAACCUUUGCUUGGAGAUUGCUGAUGGGAGCUCUUCCUACUGCUUCCAGGCUUAAUUUCAGAAUCAGUGAAAUUUCUCCAAAUUGCAUUAGAUGUGGCAUGAUUGAAAAUGAUUUCCAUCUUUUCUUGGACUGCCCUUUUAGCAAAAUCACCUGGAUAAUCUCAGAUAUCAAUCUGAACACUGACAUUUUUUCUGAUAAUGUCUCAAUGGCUCACAUUAUUGCUUGCAUUGUAAAUAAUUGCUCUAACAAAGCCUCCCUUAAUAGAAUCUUCUCAAUCAUGUGGCAAAUCUGGAAAGCAAGAAAUGAUCUUAAAUUUCAGGGGAAGGUGCUCGAGCCAACACAAGUCUGUUUUGCAGCAGAAGCUAUGAUCAACACUUACUCUUGCUUGAUUGAGCAACCUCAUUUGCAGGAUAACAUCGACCAGAGCCCUUCGGAGAGAAGAAUGGAACAGCUGCCUGAAGACACAAUCUUCCUCAUGGAUUGCUCAACGGUGGUGGACACAGCGAAGAAAGGAAACUUCCAUGAAGAUCCAAGCCAUUGGAGUCUUUUACCUAUUUGGAGUCAAAUCUUAACCUUCUUACCAGGACAUUUGCUCAAGGUCCACUGGAUUCCAAGACAUCUCAACAAGUUGGCAGAUAAGCUAGCCAAGGAUGCUAGAGGGAACCCUUCAUCCCCUCCAAUCUUUAGUUGCCAAAACAUUGCUCAUAUUGCUUACCCAUCCAAUCAAUGUUUUGCUUCUACCCUAAGAUCUAGCCUGAGGGCUCGAAAUUGUACUGUCAACCAUGUACUUUGUUUCUGAGCUUAAUAAAACGCAUGGUUUUCAAAAAAAAAAAGAACACAUAGAACAAAGCUGGAGAUGGCUUCCUCCUCUGCCGAGUGAGACACGUUGUUCCCCUCAAGACUAUCGCUCCAAUUUCCUUUUCUCUGGUCUGAAAGUGGUUGAAAAUUACAAAUCCAUGGGACCAAUUGAUGUGUUACUAGUUUUGCAUUACAUGUACAUCAUAACAUACUAUUCAUUUGGCUACAUAACUUGGCACACGGAAGAAAUUAAUUAAAGACAACUUCAAUUCCGGCAGCAUAGUGAGUUAGUGACUGGACAGAGUAAACGUUUGAACAUACAUCGAUUCCAGUUUUGGCUAUAUGGAGUAGAUUACUAGAUUAAUUACUUAUAUCUUUUACAGUGAUCAGUUCUUGUAUUUCUGUGAGCACUGACCAUUCCACAAAGCUGACGAAUUCACCAUUGUUGUCACGAUGAUCCAUAAAGAGAUCGAGCCAUAUAUAUAUAUUUUUGAGAGAACAGUCAAGGAGUUCUUACACUUCACUGUAGAAAAAGAGAGUUGAUCCAAUUUAUAAGAAAAAUUGAACCUAAAACUCUGGCAUUGACACACUGAACCUAAGAACAAUAGUUGAACAAGGGAAAAACCCUAAAACGAAGCCUUCGAGAAGGACACGCCGACAGAACGGUGACAUCGCCUGAUCCAAAUGAAUCUAAGGUUUUUAUCCGGAGAAAUCCCUUAAUGUGAAAUAGAGCAUAUCUCUCAGCAUGGAAUUCGAGAGGAAAUCCUAGACGGCCGUUUUCCACCCGUUGCCCAUAGGAUUAACGCGAUUCAAUUGCAAUUAUUUCCAUAAUUACGUGAUUACGCGUAUUGAUCGGUAGCGCCAAAUCCUUCCAUGUUUGGAUUGCCCCCGAUCUCCCUCAGCGCCAUACUAAUAGGGGAGGCCGGUAUCGUGGAUAGAUGACGAUCUCUCCACGAUCAUCUUCUCCCCGAAAAUCCCAAAAACCUAUCCGAUCAACUGAGCGCUGGAGGGAGAACGUGUGGUGGUUCUGGGACAGUGUAGGUGGCGACCGGAAGGCCAUCGCUACCCCACAAGUGAUUACCGGCAACCCCUUCGGGAUCAAGCCGGUGCUCACACUGCAACUGCUACCACUACUACCUCUACACCAACAAGAACAAGGAGAACCGCAUCAAUGACUUCAAAUAAUGGUCAGUUAAACCCCAAUUCCGCAUUAGGGUGAUCUAUAGGCUUAGCAAAUUAUAUCUUAGUAGAUCGCAAAGUCUACAAAUAUUGCCCACACACCAAAACUACCUACACCACUGCACACCGCCAACUACACACCGCAACAACGUGCACACCACCAAUCGAGCCAUAUAUAUACACUUGGUCGAUACAUAUGCAUAAUGGAGCAGAAAUCCAAAGGGUCCAGCCCACAGCCAAUAUAGUAGAAUUAUUUACGGUACACCAUACUAGUAUAUAUAUGUAUAUGUUGCAGAUGCACAAUCCAAACACCACAAAGGCACAAACUGGGAAGCAAUGGAUCAGUCAUAACCGGGAAUACCAGGGCGUUUCCACGGACAGAAGUCAUGGCCAGAGAUCCAAUCCAAGUCGGCCGAACGAAAAUUUGACCGGUGGUCGGUGGCAAUCCAGCUGGGCUGUGUUCGUGCGUACGUGUGGCUUCUGGAUUGGAUAUGACACAGCUGUGCGUCCAAUCGAGGGUUUUAUUCACUCUUCUUCUCGUGAUUAACUAACUCCCUAUGGACAAAGGCCACACACACAUCCAAUGUAUACGAAAAAUCGUAUGUGUGUGCCGAGCGUAUACACGUAGUAUGUCCAUGUGUGAAGAGGUAUACGUACGUUGUAUGUGCCCUCGUAAAAGAUUAAUGGUUGGUUGAAAUGGACGCAUUGUUGUUCUUGGCAAUAUGUGUUUAACACCUACUCUCUCCAUUCUAAUCUAGAAGUGGUCUUUUUUUUUCAUAGAGGGUGUACCCUGCAGUAGAUUUUAUAUUUUACCCCCUCCAUUUCACGAUGUAAAUCAUUCUAGCGUCUAAGAUUCAUUAACAUCACUAUAAAUAUUGAAAAUGCUAGAAUAACUUGCAUUGUGAAAUGGAGGAAGUAUCAAAGUUUCUAACAGAUCGUGUGUCCAAAUAUAUGGUCUCUAUAAAUUGUAGUUACUCUGAUGCCCUCUUUUCUUAUUACACCAAGUGCCUAACAUGGUCUGCACCAUGGACACAUGGCUGUAAUCAGGGGUGGAUCCAGGAACAAAAAAAUUGGAGAGGCUCAAUUGCGCAGUUUUUUCAACCUUCAGCCAUCUAGAGACUUUUAGUUUAUCAUUCAUAGUGAAAAAAUAAAAGGGGUGCUCCGGAGGGUAUUCAUGAGUCUUGUGGGUGUAGGGGGACUUGAGUCCCCCUGCACCCACGUUGGAUCCGCCCCUGGCUGCAAUACCAGAUCAAAUUUAAGAUACUACACCUCUCUUUAUAUACAAGUGGGCUGAGCAAGAAGAGAAAGGGAUAUGCGUCUAUCAUUUCAUAGAAACUAGCUGAUGAGAGGAACGGGCUAAAGAGAGGACAAAAUGAUGAAUAACAACAUACAUUUUGCAUGUACAACUUCACCACAAGUUUUACAGACCACACAAUCUAAACUUUAUGGUAACUCUUGCCAUACACAUUUUGUAACUAGGAUUGGGAUGUAUUAGGAAAUACAACUAUGGCUAUAGCACUGAAACCUUACGCCAUUUUUCUAUGGAAGGUAGUGUAUGUGUUGGAGACUUGACGUAAGGUUUCAGUGCUAGUAGCCGGACAACCAAGGAAGGCGAUAACAUCCCUGGUUAAUAUGGUUGUAUGGGAAAUAUAGAGAGAUCAAAAUAUCGGAGUGUUUCGGAGGAGAAGUACAUGCUUAGGUGAAGUGUCGUUGUGAGAGACAGGCAUAGAGCAGCUAGGGCUUGAGUCUUAGGCUUACCUCUAAAAUCAUGUUUAAUUAAAUUCUCUAAAUUCACCAUGCAUGUAAAUUUUGGACAUUAAAAAAAAUAUUAGUUGAGCCUAGUUUAACCUUAGUCUUAAGAAAUUUUUAGCUUCGUCACUGGUGAGAGACCUACAAGAGCUAGAGCAGCUAACGUUGAAGAAACUAGAAAGUGAACUAUAUUUUGGUCCUCCGGCAUAACAUUGUCAAAAUAAAUAAUUUUGUGAUUAUCAUCAUAUCUUUUAGAA
Molecule: messenger RNA, 4830 nt
Organism: Oryza sativa Japonica Group (Japanese rice)
Lineage: Eukaryota; Viridiplantae; Streptophyta; Magnoliopsida; Poales; Poaceae
Source: RefSeq, a predicted model, not a curated record